AUGUUACGAAUGAAUAUAGCAAGGACAGAGCAUAAUAAUAAUCGAUUGAGCGCAACGAGUGCAGUUAGUGCUGCAACAAAUGGUGCAAUAAGUGGCGUUGCUACCAAUGGUGCGGCAUUUCACCAUACGCCAGCCGCACAAGUAAUUAUUAAUGGAAUUACAGACGAGAGAGGAAAUUUACGACAAAGCAGCAGUCAACAUUACGCAAAUGGUUCAGCUAUCGAUGUAAAGGAUAUUAUUGGUAAUCAUGCGCUCAAACAAGGUUCUUUUAUGGGUCUAUCAUAUCAUCAGCAACAACAACAGCAACAACAACAACAUCCGCAGCAGCAGCAACAACAGAGCGUUAGUAGUUCAGCAGCUGCAAAUCAAACUCAUUUACAAACCGAGUCAAGUGAUUCAACAACAAAUACAUCAGCUACGGGUCGUAAUCGUCAUCGGUCUAGUCAAAAUGAUGGUUUCAUUAAAUGUCAUUACUGUCCAAAGAAAUGGGCUGACCAAGCUGUGUAG
Molecule: messenger RNA, 507 nt
Organism: Dracunculus medinensis (Guinea worm)
Lineage: Eukaryota; Metazoa; Nematoda; Chromadorea; Rhabditida; Dracunculidae
Source: the annotation of a GenBank genome assembly